AUGGCGUCUUUCACCUAUUCCCCGUGCGUUAGCGGAGGAGGAGGAGGAGGAGGAGGAGGGGGAGGAGGAGGAGGAAGAGGAGGGGGAGGAGGAGGAGGAGGGGGAGGAGGGGUGAGGUGGUGCGGGGGAAGGAAUAGCGCUGCUGUUUCUGGGGAAUGCGAUGGAGGAGGAGGAGGAGAGGAGGAUGGAGUAGGAGGAGGAGGGGGAGGAGGCAAGCGAGGUAGUUCCUGUGAAUUUAACGCGGUGGCGAACGAGAGGGGCUGUGGGGGGGCGGUGCAGGGGUUGUUAUGGGGAGAGUGGGGCGGGGGGCGUCCCGUUGAAGAAGCAGGGCAUUGCCCUGAUUUUAUGAGGCGCGAUUUGUGUCGUCCUUUCGGGCUUGUUGAUAAUGUCCUCGCUGACAUUCGUAAUUUCAGAUGGACGUCCCCCAUUAUGGACGCCGCCGAGAGUUUUAAAGAAACGUUUGAGAGUCGUAGAUUUCUCUUAAUCCGCCUCUUUAUGUGGUGGGACUGA
Molecule: messenger RNA, 510 nt
Organism: Macrobrachium nipponense
Lineage: Eukaryota; Metazoa; Arthropoda; Malacostraca; Decapoda; Palaemonidae
Exons: 3
Coding region: 1-510 (169 amino acids)
Source: RefSeq, a predicted model, not a curated record